AUGAGAGUUGAAAGAAUCAGGGAAGAAGCGGGACACGUGAGUCAAAGUGUAUCCGAGUUCCUCACAGCCCCAGAGCGGGAGGCCGCGUGCAGCCAGGCCGCGGACGCCUCCCCUUCCGUCUUCCGUCUGACGUCACAGGGCGCGGCUGACGCGGGUGUCCGGGCUCGGCGAGCUCUAGGAGCGCGCGAGUGCGCGCGGAGGUGCUUUGACUUUGAAAUGCAGCGGGAUUUAGUGAGUUUGCCGCUGUCCCCGGCUGUGCGAGUGAAGCUGGCGUCUGCAGGUUUCCAGACUGCUGAGGAACUCCUAGAGGUGAAACCCUCCGAGCUCAGCAAAGAAGUUGGGAUAUCUAAAGAGGAAGCCUUAGAAACUCUGCAAAUUAUAAGAAGAGAAUGUCUUACAAAUAAAACAAGUUAUUCUGUUACAGCUGAGUCAGGCAGGAAGUGUACAGCACUGGAACUUCUUGAACAGGAGCAUACCCAGAACUUCAUAAUUACCUUCUGUUCAGCACUGGAUAAUAUUCUUGGGGGUGGAAUACCCUUAACCAAAACAACAGAAAUUUGUGGUGCACCAGGUGUUGGAAAAACACAACUAUGUAUGCAGCUGGCAGUAGAUGUGCAGAUACCAGAAUGUUUUGGAGGAGUGGAAGGUGAAGCAGUUUUUAUUGAUACAGAGGGGAGUUUUAUGGUUGAUAGAGUGGUAGACCUUGCUACUGCCUGCAUUCAGCACCUGCAGCUUAUAGCAGGAACACAUAUGGGAGGAGAGCACCCAAAGGCUUUGCAGGAUUUCACUCUUGAAAAUAUUCUUUCCCAUAUUUAUUAUUUUCGUUGUCGUGACUACACAGAACUACUGGCACAAGUUUAUCUGCUUUCAGACUUCCUUUCAGAACACUCAAAGAAGUCUAGACAGCAAAACAAAUCAACUCGAUCUGUAGCUUAUUUGCUUGCUGAUUUCCAUGUAGAAAAUACUCCUAUCAUAGCUGAUUUCAAGUAUGUCAUUGGACGUGGAGUAGAGAAGAAACCGUGCACAUCGUUAUGUAGUGUUUCCACUAUAAAGGUUCGAUUAGUGAUAGUGGAUGGUAUCGCUUUUCCUUUUCGUCAUGACCUAGAUGACCUGUCCCUUCGUACUCGAUUAUUAAAUGGCCUAGCCCAGCAGAUGAUCAGCCUUGCAAACAACCACAGAUUAGCUGUAAUUUUAACCAAUCAGAUGACAACAAAGUUUGAUAGAAAUCAGGCCUUGCUGGUUCCUGCACUGGGGGAAAGUUGGGGACACGCUGCUACAAUACGGCUUAUCUUUCAUUGGGACCAAAAGCAAAGGUUGGUGACAUUGUACAAAUCACCAAGCCAGAAGGAAUCUACAGUACCAUUUCAGAUCACACCUCAGGGAUUUAGAGAUGCUGUUGUUGCUACUGCAUAUUUAUUGCAAACAGAAGGUUCAUUGAAUUCCCGGAAGCGAUCGCGGGACUCAGAGGAAGAACAGGAAUCCAAAGACUAGGCUCAAAGUAUACAUAUGUAUUGAUGCCUAUGAGAGAUGGAAUGUUUACAAGUAGUAGACUCUUACUUUAGAGUAUGAACACACUAUGGUGUGAAUGAAUUAGGUCUAUAUGUUAAGUGAAUGGUGAAUGAACAAAUCAGGUCUGUAUUAAGUGAAACUACUUAACAAAUAUGAUUCUCUGAAAGAGUUCUUCUAAAUUAGCAGUGUUCUAUAGUUAUGUGUGACCCUGUUUUCAUUUUAAUAACAUUGAGUAGAGAUAUUACAGGUAUUGUGUUUUGCAAAUGUGGAAAGCUGAUCUCAUGUGGCUAAUCUGAAUUUAAUAUUCAGACUUUUUUUCCCUCAUUUCUUUGCCAGUUGCCUAGACAUUUCUAAAAAGAAAAGAUUUUUUUUCACAUUCCCAUUGUGCUCUCCUCUUUAAAUGUAGCUUUGAUGACUCUUAAAAAUGACCUAUUUCUAUUUUAAAGAAAAGCCAGCACCAUGAGUCAGCAUACUAUUACAUUCAGUUGAUGGGUAGGAUACAAACUUUAGAUGACCACUCUGAUUUUAGUGACCUCAAUCCUAAAAUUGAAGUCAUUGGUUCAUUUUUUAAUGUUAUUUUAUAAUGUUAAAGGAAAUACUUAGAAGUUGUUAUCCCAUCUAGAAUAUUGACUGGAACGUACAUCUUCCAGAAUAUUCAGGUUGAUAAGCUCACAGUCAUUUAUUUCUGUAUUUUUGAAACAUGAUGUGAUCCAGCUCUAGGUGUAUUGACAUUUUCCUUUGAAUAAUCUUAACACUGCUUGAAUAAAUUAAAAAUCUGAAUUCUUGAGUGGUUUCAAAGUCUAAAAAUGUUUUGGUACCUGGUUUGUCUUAGUACCUCUUAAUUCAUUUACAAGAUUUACUUUGACUCCUGGAGAAGAAAAUUAUUUAAGUGAUUGAAUAUUAUAUAAUGUGCCAACCAUAUUUUCCAGAUUUUAGUGACAGUUGGUAUUUCCUGUCCCAGACUGAACACUAAAUUCAUAAAAUUUUUAACAUGUAGUUAUUCUGUAAUUGAUUAUACACAGUCUUAACUAUAGUUUUGCAAAGACUUUUUAAAAAGCAAAAGAAGGCUCUGCUCGCCAUUAUACCUGGACAUAAAUCAGGACUGUCCCAGGAAAAUCAGGUUUACGGGCGUCCUAAUUAUCCAAGACUAAUUUCAAUUGAUUACUUUAGGAUAACCAAGUAGCUAUCUUAUUUUUGAGGGCUUUAAGGCAUAUGUUUUUAUUAUAAUUAAUGCAGUCCUUGUCAAAAUUGACUUGUCAUUUUAUAUUCUGUCUACUCCAAUCAUAACAUCAGGAGAGUAAGGGGGUUGUUAAAUGAUAAAUAUCAGUGUUACCAGUCAUCAGAUACUGUAAGAGCUCAUUUUCUAAAGCUUAUAACACUGUACUUUAAAAGAACUGUAAGACUCUGAAUAUAGACAAAGCCAAGUGUAUUUCUUUUGUUUGCAACUUUUAAAAUAAAAUUUACAUAUCAUAGUUUUUCAAAA
Molecule: messenger RNA, 2992 nt
Organism: Cervus elaphus (red deer)
Lineage: Eukaryota; Metazoa; Chordata; Mammalia; Artiodactyla; Cervidae
Gene: RAD51C
Product: RAD51 paralog C
Exons: 10
Coding region: 1-1491 (496 amino acids)
Biological process (GO): reciprocal meiotic recombination; DNA repair; meiotic DNA recombinase assembly
Cellular component (GO): replication fork; Rad51B-Rad51C-Rad51D-XRCC2 complex; Rad51C-XRCC3 complex
Molecular function (GO): four-way junction DNA binding; crossover junction DNA endonuclease activity; ATP binding
Source: RefSeq, a predicted model, not a curated record